Aspergillus neoniger CBS 115656 is the source of this 521-nucleotide messenger RNA. RefSeq lists its product as uncharacterized. The record is from RefSeq and is a predicted model, not a curated record. NCBI's taxonomy places the organism in Eukaryota, Fungi, Ascomycota, Eurotiomycetes, Eurotiales, Aspergillaceae. The transcript has a single exon. The coding region runs from base 190 to 483 and encodes 97 amino acids.
CAGCUGAUAUGUUUGACCUUAUUAGAGCUAUUGCGACUCACAACGCCAAGUAUGAAAACGCCGUUUAAAUGUCUGGGUAAUGAAUAUUGCGUGUCUUAACUUCUUGCGGAGAGUUUGGGUAUAGAACCAUGUAUAGAUGAUUUACCAGGGAUACUCAUUGGGACGCGAAAAAAAGCGAAUUUCAGUUAGAUGCGUCGGGAUCACCGCGUAUUGGCUUUUCCUUUUCUUUCAUCUAUGAUGUCUUUUUCCACUACUGGUGGUGUCCGUGUUCGAUCGACAAGAUUUGUAAGAAUUGUAGAAAUGGUUGAGAGUAGUUCGGGCGAGGUUACCACACCGGCGGAUUAUGAGUCAAGCGCGGAUGAUGCUGAUCAGGAGGGACAUGCGUUGUCACGGUCAUACGAACCCCAUGUGGUUGGGCUGGGUUCCAUGGUAGGUCCAUGCAUGCUGUACCGAUGGGGAUGCGUGACAGGGCAUCCAGGAUGAUACAAUUGCUAUGUUUCUGAGAAGCGGUCAAUUUCAUA